Messenger RNA from Lactuca sativa (garden lettuce), 963 nucleotides. RefSeq lists its product as uncharacterized. Gene Ontology annotation, molecular function: zinc ion binding. Lineage: Eukaryota; Viridiplantae; Streptophyta; Magnoliopsida; Asterales; Asteraceae. The record is from RefSeq and is a predicted model, not a curated record.
AUGGGGACCCUCAAAGAAAGUUUCUCCAAACUUCCAGUUUAUUUUCACAAUUUGAAGAAACAUAAUCCUGGUACUGUGGCGUAUAUAAAAACUGGUUUGGAGGAUCGUUUUGAUCAUCGCUUUUUCGCUAUUGGAUGUGAGGUACGUGCUUUCAGAGAGUGUUGUAGAAAAGUUAUUAUUAUGGAUGGUGCUCAUUUGAAAGGAAAGUACAAAGGCACCAUCUUGCAUGAAGUAGCCAUGGAUGGCAACAAUCAGAUAUUGCCUAUUGGGUAUGGAAUUUGCCCAAAAGAGACUACGAAUUCUUGGACAUGGUUUCUUGAAGAACUACAUGAAUGCAUUGGUGAUGUGGAAGGUUUAACAAUUGUCACAGAUAGGGCACCCACAAUUGCUCUGAUAAGAGCUUACAAAACCAUUGAGUUUGAAUUCUAUUGGGGGAGACUUCGUAAUAUAAGAGAUGAUAUAGCGACAUAUCUCACUCAAAUUCCAUGUGAGAAAUGGACUAGAGCGUAUUUCCCUACCAUGAGAAAUGAUUUUACAAAUGAAAAAAGUACAACAAUACUUACGAAGUGGGCUGAAGAUAUGGUUAAAAAAAAUAAAGAGGGGAUUCAAAGAUGGUCGGUAUCCGGUGUUGACAAUACAACAUAUCAGGUGCAUGACUUCAAAAGUGGAGGCAUAGUGAAUUUGAGGGAAAAGACUUGUUCUUGCAGAUAUUGGCAACUAACUGGUUUUCCAUGUGGUCAUGUGAUAAUGGUUUUGCUGCACUUGAAAAAUGAUCACUAUGGACAUAUGGCUAUAGAUGCUUAUAAAAUUGAAACAUAUCGAAGAACGUACAAGCAAGCCAUAUACCCUCUUUCAGACCUUAGUGAUUGGGAGGUUCCGGAUGACCUUAUUGUUGUUAACCCUCCUGUGAUGGAAAUACAUCAAGCCGGUAGACCAAAAAACACCAAUCGUAUUCCUUCUUAA